Bicyclus anynana (squinting bush brown) is the source of this 950-nucleotide messenger RNA. RefSeq names its product larval cuticle protein A1A. The coding region runs from base 94 to 846 and encodes 250 amino acids. The transcript is spliced from 4 exons. NCBI's taxonomy places the organism in Eukaryota, Metazoa, Arthropoda, Insecta, Lepidoptera, Nymphalidae. Gene Ontology annotation, cellular component: extracellular matrix. The record is from RefSeq and is a predicted model, not a curated record.
CACAUUUAAACGAGAUUUUAACCAUAUAAAAAGGUGUGUAAAAUUUCUCUCAGCAUCAUUCGUUCACGGAGAUCAGCUUUAUAAGCAUAAAAGAUGAUAUCUAAAAUUAUCUUCUUUACUACCGCACUACUAUUAGUCAGUGCACAAAACUAUGACCACGGAAAUUAUGGUCACGCAACAUCUUCACAAUCUAUAAUUCGCCAUGACGUUGCACAUAACCAGCAUGGAUACAAUGUCCAACCGUACCAUCAACCUAUUGCUAUUCAUUCAGCACCGAUCACCCAAUACGUCACUCCUGUAUCACAUCACGCCCCUCUAACACAUCAUGUAUCACCCAUCUCGUAUAAUCUCGCUUCUAAUCAAGGCUACUCAUCAAUUGGUCAUGUCGCACAUAAUAUUGCACCCAUAUCUUAUGCACCCACUCAUCAUGUUUCACCCAUAACCUACCAUGCUGGCCCAGUCGUACAUCACUCUCCAUUCCGUCGAGUUGGCGUAGUAUCUAACUACGCGGCACCAGCCAUUACUUUGCAGCACUCUAACCAUUAUAGUCAGAACCAAUACGCCCACGGUCACCAGGAUUACUACGCUCAUCCCAAAUACGAGUUUGAGUACAGCGUACAAGACACACACACCGGUGACAUCAAGUCGCAACACGAAGCCCGCGACGGCGACCAUGUGAACGGGUUCUACAGUCUGCACGAACCAGACGGUACCGUGCGCACUGUACACUAUAACGUUGCGGGACACAGUGGAUUCAAUGCUCAAGUUGAACGCACCGGACACUCCACGCAUGUCCAGCCUGCCGGACAUUACGCCCCACAAUACGCCGUCGCUCAUCAUCUAUAGAAACAUAAUGAAAGAACUUUAUUUAUAGUCAUCUUUAUAAUGUCAUGUUUAAUUUUAAGAAAAAAUAGUAAUUGAAUUAAAUAAAUCUAGUCUACUUAUUAUAA